AUGGGCCGGGGACGGGUGGUGCACAGUGCACGCCGACCGUGGUACGCUGCCCCGGCUACGGCGCCGGCGUCCGAUGGACUCGCCCGAUGCACCGCUAUCUUCCGCCCGUCCCGUGGCAUUACCUUAUAUGGGCAUAAAACGAACAGCACCGCGCGAUUGGUCGAGACCCGGCACAAGCCGGCGACCGCGGCCGAACGCAUUCCAAACCGCGAACGGUAUCAGCAGUCGCCGCCGCCGUAG
Macrosiphum euphorbiae (potato aphid) is the source of this 240-nucleotide messenger RNA. Lineage: Eukaryota; Metazoa; Arthropoda; Insecta; Hemiptera; Aphididae. The record is from the annotation of a GenBank genome assembly.